Messenger RNA from Bursaphelenchus xylophilus (pine wood nematode), 4130 nucleotides. The record is from the annotation of a GenBank genome assembly. NCBI's taxonomy places the organism in Eukaryota, Metazoa, Nematoda, Chromadorea, Rhabditida, Aphelenchoididae.
AUGACUUGGGCGAAGCCAAUCCUGACCACAUUUAUCUUUCUAGUGGUGGCAGAGGCCGCAACGCCCCCUCCAAACAAUGUUGUGCUGAACGAGAAGAGAAAACACAUCGAAGCGGACACACAUUGGACGGACAAAAAGACAAGGGAGAGAGUAAGUCAUUUCUCCGUCUGUCGAGAAAAUAAUGUGGGAAAAUGAAAUAUCCGUCUGUCGGGAAAAUAAUGUGGACUUGCCAAAGAAAAAAGUUUAUUGCCUCGUCGUUAUCGCGCAUCAAAUUUCCAGCCGCCGCAAAACGAUAAUGGGCGAUUUGAAGGCGCAAAAACCACAUUAUUUUCCCGACGAACUAUAUUUUUUAAACAAACGUGAUCUACAAGGACCACCGACUUUGUGUUCGUAUCUUACAAAAUGUUUUUUUUUGGUGCUCUCAAUCAUUAUGACUACCGUAUUUCUAAUGUAUAGCUCAUUAUCUUACCCUCACAUUUUAGGUCGGUCUAGACGCUUCGGACGCCGAGAAAGUUGUCUUGGACUUGAUCGACCGCCAAAAGCAGCUGUCAGCGUCGGCGCACGGCAACAACGCUGCAGCCCAACUGGAAGGCGGGGAACGUGCGCAAGUCCAACGAUUUGGAGACAAGGGAGGACUGGCGCAGGCGGGAGGUCACAAGUAAGUUGUGUUUGACAGAGAAACCUUCUACAUUAAGAAAUUCAAUGAAACUAUUGUCGUGAUCUUUUUGUAAAAUGGAAGUUCGAAGUUUCUGACAAUGACACAUGGGGUUUUUAGAGUGAACAUGUAAAAUCCGAAGAGAACUAGGGCUUGAAAGACUUGCUUAUUCAAAAUGCAAGCUUACUACAGUGUAGACCUGAAGUAGACCUGACACAGUGGCAAAAAACGCACCAUUUUGCAUCUGGGAGGUAUAAAAAACGUAGCAAAAUACCUCCCUCUCCAAACGAAAAAACUGCGUUUUGAAGAGCGCUUCACAAAAAGAGCGGGAGCGUUUUUGAAAUCGGAGUCUUUUCACUUGGAGAGGGAGGUAUGCUGCUGCAUUUUUGACCGUUCCCGGAUGCAAAAUCACAUUACUAUAGACCGUAUGUUCAUUGUUUCAUCAAGCCGCAACUGUAAAACUCUCUCUCAGCCUUUCAAAAUACGCCGUCUCUUACUUUUCCUUCCACUAACACCCUAAAUUCUUCUUUCCAGAGCUCAACUCCGCCUUCAAAACGAGACCGACCAAGAGCGCCACGCUCUGCUCAAGGCCGACGGCAAAUACGAGCUGGACACGAUCGCUGAGGGCGACUUGAAGGACCCAAAGAAUACAAGAUUCAAAGCCACCAACGACCGCUUCGACUUCAACCUCAAUCCCGACUCUCAGACCAAGAACGACGGCCAGGGAACGCUCAGCUUCAAGGACCGACAGAACCAUACGCAAGGCACGUACGGCUACACGAUCUCGCAGAACGGCAAGAAGACGGACGCCCAGCUGAGCGCGCACGACAUUGGCGGCAGCGAGUUGGAGCAGUCGCUGUUCGGCCGCCGCAGCGACAAGUACCGCUGCUCGGCGGAGACGCCCGGCGUCUCCCAGUGCUACGACGCGCAAGGCCGGAGCGCCGGCAAGGUAGUGGCGGACAAGAAUGGCAACACGGUCGUCUACAACGACAAGGACGUCCCGAUUGGGUCGGGGACGGUGAGGAAGCUGAGCAACACCAGUUAUGAGGCCAUCAUCAGCAAGAACUUGUUCAUCGCGAGGCUCAAGGUGAGAGGGGGAGUUUUUGAAGGGGAGAAAAAGUUUUGGAGUGGAAAAAAUCACUGAAAAAAGGAUCCCAAAGACUACAAAAGAUUUCCAAAAAUGAGUCAAAAAGUAUCCAAAAAAAUGACCCAAAAGGUAUCCAGAAAAUGACUCAAAAGAAAUCCAAAAAUUAGACAAAAAGAGAUCGAAAAAAAUGUCUCGAAAGAGAUCUAAAAGAUGGCUCAAAAUGGAUCCAAAAAAUGACUCCGAAGGUAUCCGAAAGAUAAUUCAAAAGAGAUCCAAAAACCCUCAAAAGGGAUCUAAAAAGAAAUGAAUCAAAACGUAGCCAAAAAGUGACUCAUAACAAAUCUAAAAAAUGAUUCAUAAAAGGGCCAAAAAAUCCCCCAAAAAGUAUCCGAACAACAAUUUUUUCUGCUAAAAUUCAAAAAUGAUGACUAAACCUACAAAUUUCCAGGACGUGCGCCGCUCCGCUUGCUGCCGCGAAAUCUCCGGCCAAGAGUGCGUGGCGCCCAUCAAAUUGGCCAACCCCAAGUUCUCCUCUCCCUACAAUCGAGACGACGAUGGGAACGUGCAGAUCACUUGGCCCGAUUGCUUUGACAUGUCGAUUGAUGUGACCCUGCCGCCCGGCAUCCACAUCAACAAGUUGGCGAUGAAGUUGGACGUGAGCAUUCAGCCGAUCGGCAAGCUGCGUUGUAUGGACGUGGCGACGUGCGGAAGGGAGUGCUAUUACUGCGAUUGGUGCAAGUCGUCGAGGUAGGGAGGAAAUUAGUUCGUGUUGAAGAUGCUUUUGUUGUGAUCGGUCUGAAAGAAAGACCGAUCACAACCCCGCCGUACCGUAUUUUACCCUCAACUUUGCUUUGAGUUGUUUCGUAAAUUAAAAAAAAACCCUUUUCAGGAAGCUCGAACUCCUCAAAAACACCGACGGAAAUCUUUGCCGCGCCACCGAAGAGAGGACCUACAGACUCACGGUGAAAUUGUGUCCUCCACCAGAAGAUCCCGAAUUCACAAUGUGUUCCGCAUUCUCCAAAAGCAUUUGGCAAAAGGAUUAUUGGCAAAAACAAGGGGCAGUUGAUGUCUGGAUGAAGUUCUACGAACGUGGGCAGAGGAGAGAGGAGGUAAGGAAGUGAAGUUGUAAACUACCAAAAAUCGACCAAAAUUUUUUUUUGACAGAAAUCGACCAAAAAAAUUUUUAUUGACGAAAAUCGACCAAAAAGAUUUUUUAACAAAAAUCGACCAAAAAAUUUUUUCUGCCAAAAGAUCGAUCAAAGUUUUUUUCUUUAAAAAAUCGACCAAAAAUUUUUUUUGUCAGAAACCGACCAGAAUUUUUUUAUUGGUGCAAAUCGACCAAUUUUUUAACAAAAAAAAAAUUUAUUCGAUCUCUGUUGAUUUGUUGUGCAGAGGUUUUACUCUAUCUUUUUUUGAAUUUUACCUUUAUCCUCACAUCAGAACGUAUUUUACAAACUAUUUUCAGCUGGAAAAGGCCUUCUUCUCCGAGCUGGACAACCCUCUUCUUGGGAAGGCCUUCAAAUUGGCGAUGAUUGGCGAAUGGUUGGCUGCCAAUGGACUUGAUGUAAGUAAUCUUGAAAUAUUAUGGCUCCAAAAAAAUGAGGAAAUUGCAAAUUUCCUCAUUUUUUAAAUCGACUAUAUAAACUAUUAAAUUUACUCUAUUUUUCAGCAAGGAUCUUACACCCCGACCAACUCCGAACUCCUCGAAUAUUGGGUGUCCAAACGUGAGCCCGACCGUCUCCUCACUUGUGAACACGCGGUUAUUGACUAUGAAAUUGAGGGAGCCAAAGUGAAGACUAAUGUAUUGUUUGAAGCGGCUACCACAGCUAAUUCGGUAAGCAAAAAUCGAUUUUUUAUCAAAAAAAUUUUUUGGCAAGAAAACAAAAAGCAAGUUUUUCAACAAAAAAACAAUAUUUUUUGAUCAAAAAAGCUCUCUUUUCGAAUAAAAAAAUCCAUAAAGAAAAACGGUUCUUUCAACAAAAAAUCAGCAAUUUUUUCAACUAAACACAUCAAAGUUUUCGACCAAAAAACCUCUGUUGUAGACGAAAAUGAAAUGGCCUAAAUUUAGCAAAAAAGAAGUUUUCGACAAAAAAUCUCCGUUUUGGACGAAAAAAAAAUCCACCAAAAAAUCAACUUUUUCAACCAAAAAAUCCAAAUUUUCGAACAAAAAUCAACUUUUUCAACCAAGAAUCAAACCUUUUUUAUUCAAAGCUCAAUUAUUCCCUAAAUCCUUCCUUUCUUCAGAUCCCCAACAUUUUCAAAGACAAAAAAUGCGCCGCCUUCGAGAAGUUGCAAGAACAGCGGUUCCAGCAGGAAGUUCAGAACUACAAGAAGAGCGGAGCCAAAGGAAACAUCUUGAGCGGGCUGGGGAACCUCUUCCAGGGAUAG